Molecule: messenger RNA, 4905 nt
Organism: Varroa destructor (honeybee mite)
Lineage: Eukaryota; Metazoa; Arthropoda; Arachnida; Mesostigmata; Varroidae
Gene: Bem46
Product: abhydrolase domain containing 13-like protein Bem46
Cellular component (GO): membrane
Molecular function (GO): palmitoyl-(protein) hydrolase activity
Source: RefSeq, a predicted model, not a curated record
CGCUUUCUUUAUUCUGUAAAAAAAAAAUAAAAAAGCGUAAGUUUCUUCUUAUUCAAAACGUGCCAAAGCCAGGUCUUUGCAGGAACUACUUUUGCCAGGCUUUGCAAAUUUUCCAGCUUCGCAGCACUAGAACAACUAAAAUAGGGGUAAUGCCACAUUGAAAAUAGAUUUUGGAAUGUGAUAUUCUUAGCUUUAAGUAAAUCCAGCAGCCUAAAUGUGAAGUUAAAUACAUUUAAUCCCUGGGUAUUACAUGCCAUUGUAUUGGGUUACAAAUAUGCAUAUUGCCAAGCGAAAGAACAUUGUUUCGCCCAUAGUGGUGCCUGGCUUUUAACCUAAUAAAAAAUAAUAAGCUACAAUCUUUUCAAAUGAAAUUCCUAGGAUAAGUAUGGUGGAACAAAGUAUUAGGAGUUUUGAGCUCUGAGUUAGCUCGUUGUUGCGCGGUAGCAAUCGCAAUGUCUUUUUGAGCGAGAAGAGAAUGUACGAAAUGAAAAACGAGGCCUUCGAAGCAAAUGGUUGUUUCUGAGGUAUAUGGCUGAUAUAUAAGGUAUAAGGCUGAUAAGCCUUCAUCCAACUGAUGUGACGCAACCAGCUGCUUUUAGUUUUCAGUGGCGAAACCAUCAGAAAUAAUGCCAUUAUGUCCAAACGCUGUUCUAAAUCACAAGCAAAAACUGUUUUCAAAUAGCCCAAUCAUACAUUGAAUAUCACAAAACGCUCGCGCGAGAGUUUACGCGAAUAAUGAAGUGCACGUACGAUGCACCGUUGAAGGCAAAAUCGCGUUACUUUUGAUUAUUUGUCGUGGUGUCUAUAUGUUUUGAUUGUAUUUGCUUACAUCGAUUGAUGCUGGUCAACUACAACAAGAAGCGCCCAUCUACUGCCGUCAUAACUAUCUCUAAACAAACGAGUGAGAUAAAAACUUUCACUUGCUCCACUGACAGGUAUGUUCGCAUCCCUACGGAAGAUCCCACUGGCCCGGGAGCAUCGGAGCCUUCUAAGGUCGCUUACUCAGAGUUGCCGAUCCCACACUCGCACCUGUCAGCCGGUGUUUCGGCAGCUGGUGCUCGGGAGAAGUUUCAUCUGCUAAAGCUAGUUGCCCAACUCAUCAGUGUUGCCUGUUUUCUUGCGGGACGCAAGUGUGGCCCUACAUUGUUAAUUGCUUUUCUGGUCUAUCUCUACAUUAGCGGAUUCUUGGCAAUAGGAGUAAUGGUGGCAAGUGCGAUGCGAGCACUAUAUAACAUCUGCGAUCAGCUGCUCUAUCAUCCCGAACAGCCAGAGACAUCACGCUCGCAGGUUAACUUACCUUCCGCAGUGAAUCUUCCAUUUGAAGAGGUGACCAUAAAAACAUCGGACGGCGUGCGUCUUCAUGGUUUCCUGAUCAAACGAGAAAACGGCUUUGAGUCCGUUCCUACAGUACUGUACCUCCACGGCAAUGCCGGAAACAUUGGACAUCGCUUGGCACAUGCGAGGGGCAUGUUCCACACUUCGAAAGUGAACAUUCUCCUUCUGGAGUAUCGAGGUUAUGGCCGAAGUGAGGGUAGCCCCUCGGAGUCGGGCUUGUAUCGCGACGCGCUGGCUGGAAUGGACUUCCUGCUAAAUCAUCCCAGCAUUGACAAGCGAUAUAUAUUUAUCUUUGGCAGGUCUUUAGGUGGUGCGGUAGCAAUCUUCGUGGCUAGUCAUCAGAAAUAUUCAUCAAAGCUGGCGGGUGUCAUCCUAGAAAAUACGUUCACAUCGAUUCCGUCCCUAGCGAAGGUGAUCGUUCCGUACAAGGCUAUAAGAUACGUGCCUCGUUUAUUUUAUAAAAACGUGUUUGCCUCCGAGGAUCGAAUUAGCAGAGUUCGCUGCCCAACGCUGUUUGUUUCAGGACUCGCAGAUACUUUAAUACCUCCUGCCAUGAUGCGUGCACUAUACACGAAAUGCCCGGCAAAUUUUCGGCGUAUAGCAACCUUUGAAAGUGGAGGGCAUAACCAAACAUGGCAAUGUAGAGGCUAUUUCAAAAUCUGCAGAGAUUUUAUCGAGGCGGUUAGAUUAGAUGUGAAUCCCGACGGAGGGCCUGAGGGAACCGUAUGGCCUGAGGAUCGCCUUAGUGUUCAUGUGACCGCCGAAGUUCUUUAGCCGAUGGUAACCGUAUUGUCAUUACGAGCAGACAUUAAGGCACUUAGCUUGCCACGAGCAGGCAGGCAAACGCUACCUCAGUUGCAAGUGGGUUCCCAAAUAUUUGCUACGGGUCUGAGACUCGUGGUCGACGAACUUAAAACAAUAGCAAAAUUACUGACAAAUACAAAAUAAACUUAUAACUUAGUGUUUUAAGCCGCCAAACCAUUCUACCGAUAGUAGUAGUACUCUUUCCUGAGUAAUCUGCUCAAAAGAAAAGGGAAAUGUAAAAAGGCGUGAGUUACGUGAGCGACACUAGCCUUUAUUAAUGUGUUUUUUAAAUGGGAUCACACGAAGGCAGUUUGUGUAGGUUUAUUACAACAGCGGGUUAAAAUACAGACUCUCCGCUCAGUCAAUGUACCUUCUUCGAGAUGCUAAAUGGAGCAAGUUGAAAUAAGCAACUAAUUUUCGUAGUCUUCCUUUUUAUUUGUUUAGGGAAGAUGGUACGGAGUGAAGAAAAUCGUACUGUUGCCACUUUCUGAAGAAACAUCAUUUGUGCCUGUCAGGGUCUUUCAAAAAAAAACAAAUGCAGAUGCAUCGGUCGUGACAGAUCAAGACCGUGACCCUGAUGAGUAUCUCAACGAAACGGUGUACCGUGUAUGUGAAAGCGAUGAUAUGUAAACUCAAGCUGUUAAAGGGGGAAAGCUCAUGCGAUCAUGGGAUACACUCUAUAUUGCUGAUAUGACGAGCGGAAACAUUGGGAAGUUAUAAAAGCAGAUAAUAUUUAGAAGCGUUUAGUAAUUCGUAUACAGGGAAUAUUAUUAUGUAUAGACUUGACUUCAUAUGUAAAUACUAACUAUUCAGAUGCUCACUGAUUUUGUCACGGUACGCAAUUAAGUAGCUUACAGAACCAAGCACUUGCCCAUCGUUGAACAAUUAAUAAAGUUUGGCCUAAUCAAGAUAGUCGUUCACUGACUGAGUGGAGCCACAUCGUGUAUUACCGACAAAGGAUAACCGCGUGAAUCGAUAGUAUAUUGUCUACAACAGGCACUGAAGUUUGGCGAACAAAAAUAAUGAAUUAAAAUUCUGUGAUUUUUACAUUUCCUUUUUACUGUAUUAUUGAAGCCGAUUGGUCGUUACAGAUUUGUUGCGUGUGCAGUUAAUUAAUUUUAAUAUAUUAACUGUUAUUUGUAUACUAUGUGUAAGAUAUGCUAGUAAGCCUUGCAAUGCGUUCUAAAAUCAAAUCAUAACAUUCACAAUAUUCAAUGUGUUAUGAAAUUGCUUCAUUUAUGCUAAAAAGAUAAUAGCGUACACCAAUUUACAGAAAUACUAAAAUAACGACUAAAUGGAGGCUAACAUGUGUGCUGCCCCGUGGAAUGUUUGUUUUUGAAGCCAGGUUAGGUUUUUUCGUGAUUAAAUCUACAUCCUACAGCGGAAAAUCAAACUAUGAAUUAGUCUUGGGAUAACGUAUUACACUAUGAUACAGUUAUAGACUUGCUAGGCUAUUGCAUUCCGCGUUGGACAGAGUACGUUUUGUUUCGAAAAUAUCUAAACGAGUUCCUGACCGUAACAAAAGCGACUGAGACUGCCGGAUUCGAUUAUGUCCAGUGGGUUGUCUACAAGCUUUUUCAAUAAAAUAUUGAAAAAGCUUGUAGACUCUCUAAAGUUUAAAAUAAACUUUAGAGGUAGAUAAAUAUUACCAAAAAGGGGUUUAAUUUACUUUUGUAUAGCAGUGUAUUUCCUAGGAGAAGCAUAAUGAUACAAUAAGUGAAUCGGGGUCGUUUAAUGCGAGCAAAUAUGACGUACGACACGAAGCAGGCCAAGGGUGGCCGUGACAAUUUUGUACAUAGUCGUGUAUAUUAAAACGAAAUCUUUUACAGGUGCUAUAAAUGUUGUCCCUCACGGCCAUGUUUAUUUUACAUAGUACCACCAUUAACCGUAAUUACAGCUUCACUUCGAGGCCUAAACCACUUACUAGUCAUUUUCAAAAUAUUCCAGUAUCAAUCUGCAAAUAACCUUCCAAUAGUAACCGCAGAACAAGCGAUAUUGGUAGGUAUGAACUCUUUAAAAAAUGUCCUUCAGAUACUUAUUACAUAUAAAAAAUUACACUAAAUUUAUAUUUUCGGCGGGCACCAUGUCAGAGGUUGCAAAAAUAUAGGGGUGCAAAAGAGACAUAGACCCGAAAAAUGUACAAAAGCGCAAGGGAUCUUAAAAGUAACCGUUGGAGCUCAUCUGGGCUACCUAAUUGACAAUCUAUACUUUUCUUUUCAAAAUGGCCGUCAUUCCUGCAUGAAAAAUCCAGGUUUUUCAAAAAUAGAUUUUCGAGCCAUUUUGAUUAAUUUUCGUUCUUCCAGCUUCCACUAGCUUAUUUUUGUCCAAUUUUUAAAAACGACGCGUUGCUAUCCAUUACGGCGGGCUUGUUAUUUGAUUCUAGCGAGAGCAGGUUUCCUAGUUGCACCAGAGAUGGCAAAGGCGUACAUCUAAGCUAACACCAAUAGCCUGUCAGUCUGUUUGAAUUUAAGUACUUUAUAUAUAGUGUACACACAUAGACUAUUAUGAUUGUGCUGGAGAUUUUGUUUCACAAGAUAUUUAUGCACUCCUUAUUUGAGGAGAUCAGCUGUAGUGUUGUUCAUUGUUACAUCUGGCAACGCUACCGAACGGAGUAUUUGAAAUGAAACCAAUUGACAACGUAUGAUCGUGUGUUUGAUCUUGAGUCAUGGAAGCGGUCAGCGACAAUUCGAUAGUCGUCUGUAGUUUGAGCUAUUAGAGAUGAAUAAAAAUGAUGAACAUUAGGUUUAAAUAAAAUUGUGGCAUGGG